GUGAGGCAGGCAGGCAGGCAGAGAGAGCGCAUGUGAGUGUGUGUGUGAGGGAGAAGAAACGGCACACAGUGGAGUAUUGCUCAGUGACUGGUGGCUGAGGUGAGGUGUAAAGCUGUAGGGGACUUCCUAAUAAUCAGGGGACCUGAAGACCCUGUCUUUUGUCAAAGAGGAAUCAAAACGAUAUGGGCUCUGUAGAGGCUGGACUAAAGGGCUGAAGGAAUAUGGAAGAAAAAAAAGGAGAAAAGGUAGAGGAAUGUUUUCAGUGUGACUGUUUUUCCCAAACCACCAUUUUCCAUCCAUCACAUCCGGCGAAACUCACCACCUUCCCAGCACAGAGGGCGGACCUGGCUGGAAGUGUGUGUGACAGUAAGAAAGGGAGGAAGAGUGUCUGUGACACCUGUCGUCACUCAUUAUGCUGUUGAUCCAUCUCCAUAGCACUGACACACAGGUGCAGUUCCUAGCGAGCGCAGCAGGGGACACCUGAGAAUUUUCUGACAAACACAUACCUCCUGUCUCAUCUUCUCCAUUGAAAUGACGAUGUCAGGUUUAAACCGAGCGAUCGCUGCCUUCUGACAGUGUGGAUACCUUCUGUCCAAACUGGCACACUGGAGUUGAGCACAUUCUUAUCAUUAUACUUUCCUGAUUUCAAAUGGAUUCAACCUCUUUGAUCAACAGGUAAUAAUGUGGACCUGAGAAAAGGAUUGAAUGUGAGAUAUCGUGCUUAGGGUAUUUGCCCUCCGGUUUGGAAUACUUGGAACAGAGCAAAAGUCAUAGAGCUCUCUAUUGUUCGGGGGGGUUUUGCUAAGUUAUUGUUUCUCUCCGUUUCCGUCCGUCAUUAGCUACGACUACUUCAAGAAUUAACCGAGGUGAAGUCUGUACCCAUGGACAGCCUUCUCUGACUUAAUCCCACAUGUAGUUUGACAGACGUUAUGAGGGUUGACUUUGAGCUCUGAGCAUGUGGAGACUCUUAAGGACCAGACCUAUCCCUCUCUGCUCCUCUCUCACCACGUAACAGACUUGUAAGAGUUAGUGUGCCAUUGUAAGGGACGUGCUGGAGGUGUAUGGCGACUGACAUAAUGAACCUGCAUGGGAACGUAUCGGAGUUGAUCUCUUCUGCCGUCAGAGCCAUAACGCUUCCGUCCUUUGACCCCGACCCUGACCCUUGGCCUAAUGGUCCAGAGAGACUUCUGGGAAAUGAAAGCAGGAAUUUUUCAAAUGGGUGUAACGGGAAUGAUGGCGGCAAUGUGCAUGACUUUCCGCCAGGCAACUGGACGCAUAGCGGCAAGGUUUACAGUGAUGAAGCAAGGAUUCUGGCAUCAUCGCAGUGUGUGAAGGGGAUGAAAACAGUGGACAAGAACUGGGCUGCUUUGCUGAUCCUGGCGGUCAUUGCCGUUACAGUGACAGGUAACAUCCUGGUCAUCAUCGCAGUGUCUCUGGAGAAGAAGCUCCAGAACGCCACCAACUACUUCCUGAUGUCGCUGGCUGUCGCCGACAUGCUGCUGGGCAUCCUGGUCAUGCCCAUCUCCAUGGUGACAAUUCUCUAUGACCACUGGUGGCCCCUGCCCUCGGACCUGUGCCCUAUCUGGAUCUACCUGGAUGUGCUGUUCUCCACAGCCUCCAUCAUGCACCUGUGUGCCAUCUCUCUGGACCGCUACAUCGCCAUCAGAAACCCCCUCCACCACAGCCGCUUCAACUCCCGAACCAAGGCUCGCCUCAAGAUCAUGGCUGUCUGGACCAUCUCUGUGGGUAUCUCCAUGCCCAUCCCUGUCCUAGGCCUGCGGGACCACACAAAGGUAUUUAAAGAUGGCAGCUGCCUGCUGACAGAUGACAGUUUCGUCCUGGUAGGCUCCUUCGUGGCCUUCUUCGUCCCCCUCACCAUCAUGGUGGUCACCUACUUCCUCACCAUCAGCGCCCUGCAGAAUGAGGCUACACUCUGCCUGGACCAGCUCGUGCCCAGGCCCAAGUGGAGUGCCACCCUGACCCUGGGAUUUUUCCCACAGUCCUCGCUCUCCUCAGAGAAGCUCUUCUUCAGGCGUUCGCUCAGCCGCGACACGAGAGGGGUGGGAGGAGGGGUUGGCGGGGCUGGGGUGGACCCGCGGUACGGGCGUCGUACCAUGCAGUCAAUUAGCAAUGAGCAGAAGGCCACCAAGGUCCUGGGUGUGGUCUUCUUCUUGUUCGUGGUCAUGUGGUGUCCCUUCUUCAUCACCAAUGUGCUGGCAGUGGUGUGCAACCCCAUGAACUGUGACCCGUGGGUGAUGGGGGGGCUGCUGAACGUGUUCGUGUGGGUGGGAUACCUCUCCUCAGCCGUCAACCCUCUGGUAUACACUCUGUUCAACAAAACGUACCGUGCAGCCUUCUCCCGCUACGUACGCUGCCAGUACAGCCCGGAGAGGAAGCCUCUGCAGCUCAUGUUGGUUAAUACCAUCCCUCCACUGGCCUACAACUCCACCCACCUGCCCCUGGAGGAAAUGGGGUCCCUCAGGAAUGGGGCCCACAGUGGUGGAGGACCAAAUCAAACUCAGACAACGACAAGGCACCCAGGGACCAAGAUGAGAGCAUCAGCUGUGUGAGAGGUUGUGAGCCUGUGAGGACUGAAUCUCCCAUAAUCCUAGUGAGAUGUGCUGUGUUUUGAUCACGAUCUCACCUUGUUUCCGGAAGGAAACCUUUGGAACGGAGGUUCCUGUGCUGGAAUGUGUUCAGUAGCUCUGUGGUGAGACUCAUGCCAGAGAGGAAUAUGUGAAGAGAGAGGGUCCACUCCCGUCAAAAUCUGUCCACGCGCGAAUACAGUGAUAAGCUGUAGGAAGCAGGGAGUACAGAGAGAGGAAAAGACACAACCUGCCUCACAAACACUUAAACUAGUUACACCAGAAGAGAACAACUGAGCUAAAGCAAAAUUAUCAGCAAUAGCCAGGGGCCACGAGGGGAUACAUUUCCCCAAAAUGAUCAUAGCCUGGAUACCAGACUGUUUAGCUAACAUUCCACUCCUUGUGUGCCAAAGAUGUUUCACAAUGACACAUCAAGGAGUGGAUUAUUAACUAAACAGACUAGUACCUAAGCUACAGUGGCUUGCGAAAGUAUUCACCCCCUUGGCAUAUUUCCUAU
This is a messenger RNA of Oncorhynchus kisutch (coho salmon), 3102 nucleotides long. RefSeq names its product 5-hydroxytryptamine receptor 2A. The coding region runs from base 1062 to 2570 and encodes 502 amino acids. Gene Ontology annotation, biological process: G protein-coupled receptor signaling pathway, coupled to cyclic nucleotide second messenger; phospholipase C-activating serotonin receptor signaling pathway; response to xenobiotic stimulus. NCBI's taxonomy places the organism in Eukaryota, Metazoa, Chordata, Actinopteri, Salmoniformes, Salmonidae. The transcript has 3 exons. Gene Ontology annotation, molecular function: G protein-coupled serotonin receptor activity; neurotransmitter receptor activity. Gene Ontology annotation, cellular component: plasma membrane; dendrite. The record is from RefSeq and is a predicted model, not a curated record.